Molecule: messenger RNA, 1613 nt
Organism: Salvia splendens (bonfire salvia)
Lineage: Eukaryota; Viridiplantae; Streptophyta; Magnoliopsida; Lamiales; Lamiaceae
Product: solute carrier family 25 member 47
Exons: 6
Coding region: 202-1338 (378 amino acids)
Source: RefSeq, a predicted model, not a curated record
CUCGGGAAAUUUCAGCUGAAGAGUAAAAACGAGAAGCGUUGCCGCCUCAGCCGCUAACUAUUAGCUAUUGAUUGCUGCUGUUUUCUUCUCUGCACCUCACGAUUUCUGUUUCGUCGGUGUUUUUAUUUCUUAAAAAAGUUAAUGUGUAAAAACCGCCGGCGUCGAAAUUUCGAGUGAAAUCGUCAGCUUCAGCUUGUGAAGAUGGAAGAAUUGUUGAAUAAUAAGACAUUUGCCGUGCACGGCGCCGCUGCGGCGGCGUCAGUGGCCCUAGGAACCGCCGUGACAUACCCGCUGGAUACUCUCAAAGUCUUGGUGCAGGUUGGUUCCACCGGUAAGAGGCCGUUGGCUGCAGCUGAUGUUUAUCACAGAGUGCGAGUUUUAUCGGGAUAUUCAGGUUUGUACAGUGGCGUUGGGUGGCUGACUUUGGGAAGAACGCUGGGUCUCGGUGUUCGCUUUGGUGCUUAUGAGAUUUUGACCGCUUUCUACAAAGAUGGUCGCGAGGACGAUCAUUUACUUCUCUCCGAGGCUCUACUGGCAGGGUUUGCUUCUGGAACAGUCGAAUCAUUCAUAAGCUCUCCAUUUGAAAUGAUCAAAGUUCGUGCUCAGGUUGCUUCUGCUUCUGGCAAUAUGCCCCCGCCACCCAUUGUUGAAAAGAGUGCUUUUCCUCCCUUAGUUUCGAGAUUGCUUCCCAGAUAUUCCCUGGAUAUGAAUGCAAUGAGCAAAUCCAUGGGCCUUUUGUCCACCUUGACCAAUAGAAAUGGAAACAUAUUGGAUUCCUUGAAAGAAUACCCAUGGAUGAUGACAGGAUCUGGGAAACCACCUCCUGUUAGCAAUGUUCGAACGUUAUCAGAAAUUGUUUCUCUGGAAGGAUGGACGGCUCUCUGGAGAGGUUAUAGAUCUGGUAUAGUGAGAGAUUCCAUUUUUGGUGGCUUAUUUUUUGGGAGCUGGCAAUUUUUACACCAAGUCAUGAUCAACUGGAAAGCUGUGAAUAUGGAUCCUAUGCCAAGGUAUGACAGUGAAGUUGGUCCAUUGUCUCCAGUAGCUGUUAGUCUUUCAGCUGGAGUUUCCGGUGCCUUUGCUGCAGCUGUUUCGCAUGGUUUUGACACCACAAGAAGUCGAUCACAGUGCACUGUUUUACCUAAGUACUUAUCCUUGGAGAGGAAAUUUUUGAAGUGGCGUAAGUCAGGGAACAGAUUUGAGAGGCUCACUGGAAUCCACCCGGCUGACAGAAAUUUACUGCUGAAUGGCAUAGGAUUACGGAUGGCCCGUUCUGGACUCGCAUCAUCUGUCAUCGUUGGAAGCUACUAUUUCGCUAUCAAUCACAUGGUCUCUAGUUAAAGAGUCCUUUAUUUGCAAGAUUCAAAUUUAAACCUUCUAUUGAAAAUUUGGACUUGGCUUAACAUACAAAAGAAGGAAUUCCUUGAAUGCUUCUUAUUGCAACCAGAUACAGCCUUCAUCUCCCUUAGAAUAACAAGGCUGCUACAGAGUUUAUCUUCCUUCGUAAUGUCAGGUUCAUACUUUCCUUUUGCUGGAUAUAAUCUUAUAUCUAUUGCUUUUGUCCCAUUACAUGUGAAGAUAGUCCUUCAUAACUAGUGAAACUCUGCUUAUAAUAA